UGCGUUAGGAGGAAGUCUUUUCUUGUUUUCUGUCAAACCGAACAGAAAUGUAUGCUGAACUGAAACCGCAGACCAGAUGUCAAACCAGCCACGCCUUCUAUCGUUUGUUUAAAUAUCUCCCAGAAUAACAGAGUGAGAGAGAGGACAUACUAUGACUCUAAUAUCAGCAGCAAGAGGAUUUCUAGCUUUCCUUCUGUCAGUACCAGCGCUUCAGGGUAAUGAUGACUGGAGAGUUACGUACUCAUCUAGUAAUGUCUGCGCUUUAAGAGGAGCAAUGGUUGACAUCAACUGCACUUUUGAAUACCCUGACAACGUACAGUACCUCCUGACCACUGUCAGAACACUGUGGUUUACUAAAGGAGACAAGUAUCAGCCAGUUGAUCUGGAACACGAUACAGACUAUACAGGUCGUGUUGAAUCCAGCUGUGGGGAGGUCAGCUGUACCGGGUCCAGAUGUCAUGGAAUAUGUUCCCUGAGAAUCGAAGACCUGAGACAGAGUGACUCUGUUGUCUACAAGUUUAGGUUCACAACAAACCAACCAGGUGGGAAAUAUACUGGGGACCUUGGAGUGACGUUAUCCUUAACAGAUCUCCACGUGAAGGUGUCCUUUCUAUACCCUGAAAAUCCUACCUGGGCAGAGCUGGAGUGUCACAGUAUGUGUGGUCUAGCUGGUGACACUCCCUACAUCUGGAUCAGGAAUGGACAGAAUGUAGGACAGGGAGUGAACUACUGGGAGUAUAUUCAGUCUGAAGGGAGCUAUUCAUGUGCUGUUGAAGGAUACGAACAUCUCACCUCUCCUUUAGUGUGGCUUCAGGGUAAUGGUGACUGGACAGUUACAUACUCAUCUAGUAAUGUCUGUGCUUUAAGAGGAGCAAUGGUUGACAUCAACUGCACCUAUGAAUACCCUGACAACGUACAGUACCGCCCUAACACAGUCAGAACACUGUGGUUUACUAAAGGAGACAAGUAUCAGCCAGUUGAUCUGGAACACGAUGCAGACUAUACAGGUCGUGUUGAAUCCAGCUGUGGAGAGGUCAGAUGUACCGGGUCCAGAUGUCAUGGAACAUGUACCCUGAGAAUCAAAGACCUGAGACAGAGUGACUCUUCCGUCUACAAGUUUAUGUUCGCAACAAAUCAACUAGGUUUGGAAUAUAUUGGUAACCCUGGAGUGAUGUUAUCUGUAACAGAUAUACAGGUAAAGGUGUCCUUUCUUUACCCAACUGAUCCUUCCUAUGCAAAGCUGGAGUGUCACAGUAUGUGUGGCCUAGCUGUUGACCCUCGAUACAUCUGGUUCAGGAAUGGACAGAAUGUAGGACAACGAGUGAACUACUGGGCCUACAUUCAGUCUGGAGACAGCUAUUCAUGUGCUUUUGAAGGAUAUGCACGUCUCCGCUCUCCUUUAGUGUACCCUCCAAAGACCCCCUCAGUGACCAUGAGUCCCUCUGGUGAAGUAGAGGAGGGCAGUUCUGUGACUCUGAGCUGCAGCAUUGAUGCCAACCCAGCAGCUAACUACACCUGGUUCAAGGAACCUGCAAUCCCAGUGAAAGAAUCAGGACAGAACUACACCAUCACUUAUAUUACAUCUGAGCAUGAAGAAAACUAUUACUGCCAAGCUCAUAAUGCAAUAGGACAUCAUAAUUCCACCUCAGUGUUCAUUAAAGGGGCGACAUCAUCUUCAUGGACAACAACAGGAGCUGUGGGAACCAUUUUUGUCUUACUGGCCACCAUACUCCUCCUCGUCUUCCUCUGGAUGAGAAAAAAGAGGGCCUCCAGAAAAGCAUAUGGACAGGGUGGAAGGCCAGAUACUGUGGAGGAGCUACUUCCUGUUCCUGUGUAUGAAAACGUCUCAGCUCGGACCAAUCACUUGGCUCCUGCAGCACAGAGAGAACCAAUAGAAGAGCAGGAUGACCAUCACUCUGCCAUCAUCCCGACCUCUCUCUCAGAGAACCAGGAAGUCCCUCGCUGGUUGGCUGGCUCCCGUGUCCAAUCAAACCAGACAGAUGAGGGACCAGGUCCAGACAGAGAUGGGAGGAACCUCCCAGUUGUAAGCGCCGUCAAAUCAACACCCCAGAGUGCGAAACAGUAGCGGCAGCAGGAUUUAGAUAGUGGGACUCAGUAUAGUGUCUCAUUCAUUCAGGUGAAACUGGACAAUACUUUGGCUGAUUGUUUGCUGCAUAUCCUACUGCACUUUGUUUUCUGUGCAUUAUAAUGCUAUUUUCUACAUCUCUAUCAUUAAUAUGGGAUCUUUGCAUUUUCUUAAUUGUAUUUUUUGAGUUUGGUGAUCCUGUGAUGGUCAUUUUCAUUAUUGCACUAUAUUAAUCAAAUGAUAACAUGAAUAUGAAAGCCUAUCCUAUCACAUUGGAGUUUUAAGAGGUAGUCUUACGUAAUGCUUACAUUAUCAAUAAAAAAACAGACUUCCAUGCCAUGAUAA
This is a messenger RNA of Gadus morhua (Atlantic cod), 2431 nucleotides long. RefSeq names its product sialoadhesin-like. The transcript has 11 exons. Lineage: Eukaryota; Metazoa; Chordata; Actinopteri; Gadiformes; Gadidae. The coding region runs from base 152 to 2086 and encodes 644 amino acids. The record is from RefSeq and is a predicted model, not a curated record.